AUGCAAAUUUGUUUCUUUCGGAACAAACCUGAACUACCACACUUGUGUGUUGAAGACCAGAUCUUUGAAUGUGUAUCGUCGCACAAGGUUCUUGGAUUGAUUAUCCAGGAUGACCUUAAGUGGAACGAACAUAUUUCGAUGAUUGUUACCAAAGCAUCCAAGCGACUGCAUAUCCUACGUGUCCUACGACGGGGAGGGAUUCCACCGCACGACCUUAUCACAAUUUAUUAUGCAUUGAUUAGAUCUACAUUAGAAUAUUGUUGUACAGUAUGGCAUUGUGGUCUACCUAUGUAUCUGUCCGAACAAGUCGAAAAAAUUCAAAAACGUGCACUGAGGAUUAUACUGCCAGGUCGAUCCUACGGUGAAGCGCAAGAAAUGUUGCAGUGUCCUAGGCUGGAUAUACGUCGAGGUGAACUUUGCGAAAAGACGAUGAAAAAUAUUGCAUUGGGCAGUCGUCUUUCUUCCCAUCUAACUCUCACCA
Molecule: messenger RNA, 481 nt
Organism: Paramuricea clavata
Lineage: Eukaryota; Metazoa; Cnidaria; Anthozoa; Malacalcyonacea; Plexauridae
Source: the annotation of a GenBank genome assembly